Messenger RNA from Entrophospora candida, 1161 nucleotides. The record is from the annotation of a GenBank genome assembly. Lineage: Eukaryota; Fungi; Glomeromycota; Glomeromycetes; Entrophosporales; Entrophosporaceae.
AUGGAUGUAACAAGUGAACAUUAUGAACCAUUUAAUGAAGCUGAAGAUAAUGAGGGUUUUGAUACUGAAACUUGUGAUACUGCAACUAUCACUACUGAUUUAUGGACAGCAAGAUCUAAAGUAGGUUACAUAGGUGUUACAUGCCACUGGCUUACACCAGAUUUUGAACUAGUUGAUGUCCUACUUGCAAUUGAAAAAAUGCCAUAUCCACAUUCAAAUCAAACGAUUCUUGAAUAUCUAAAAAAUAAAAUUAAUGAAUUUGGGCUUGAAGGGAAAUUAAUUUGUGGCAUAACUGAUAAUGGAAGUAACAUGAAAAAAGCAUUUGAGUUGUGGGAAGAAGUUGAACGAAUUCCAUGCACUGCUCAUGUACUUCAAUUAACUAUAAAUAAAGCACUUGGAUCAAUCAAACCAUAUGUCAAAAGAUUUAAAAAAUUGGUUAAAUUUUUCACAUCAUCUCCAAAACAAACUGAAAGGUUAAAUAAUGCUCAAUUAGAAAUUUCUGUACGUGGUGGUCAACAACAAGAUUUGGGUCAGAAUAAUUUAAUACAUUUUCAAAGUAAUGAUGAUGGAAAUGAUAAUGCUGUUAAAACAAGGUGGAAUGCAUCUUAUAAUUCAUGGGUUAGAUUGUUGAAGUUGCGAAAGUCAAUUGAAUGGUUGGCAAAUACUUUACCUUAUGAACCUGGAAAAGAUUCUAAAUCUGAUGCUCGUAGGCUUAAAUAUUUAUUAUUGAAGAAUUAUGAAUGGGAAUUGCUAGAAAAAAUUUUGUCACUUCUUAAACCUUUUGAAGAGGCAACAACUUUUUUUUCUGGUGCUCAAUAUCCCACUUUAUCAUUAAUGUAUCCAAUCAUACAAAAAUUAAAAGUAAAGUUUGCAUGUGGAGAAGAGCAGGAUGGUAAAGAAUUUGAUAUAAGUGUACCAAAUCUUAACAAUGUUGCAUUAAAUUUUCAGCGAAAAAUUUAUAAUUCUUUAUUUGAUUAUUGGGAUAAAACUUCAGAUCUUGGUUUACUGGCAACUAUAUUGGAUCCUCUAAAUGAAAAUUCUUCAAAUUUGUCAGAAACAUCAAGAUAUUCAUCUAAUUUUUUUGAAUCAAUUUUUGAUAAUGAAGAACAUGAUGAGAUAUCUGAAUUUAAAUGUCAAUUAAAUUCCUAUCAUAACCAUUAG